UGGCUGCGAUGUGAGAUGAGCGGAUCGGCCGCAUCCGUUGAACGUGAGGCCCUUCCACCGAGAGGACCGUUAACUCGGGCGGUGCCGAGUUAAAAUGGUUGAUAUCCGACCCGAAAUGCAUCCGCAAACCGUUGUAGACAUUGCGAACAUCUCCUUCAAAUUGCACCCACUGUUCGUGGUCACUUCUGCCUGCCGAUCGGAGGUUAAGCUGAGGCCAUGGCAGUGAAGGACCGCGUCGAGGCGGUGCUCAAUGUGGGCCUGCGUGUUCCCAGCAUCGUGCUGCUGGAUGUCCUGUACCGCUGGGACGUCAGCUCCUUCUUCCAGAAGAUCCAGCGGUCCAGCCUGUCCAACAACCCCCUGUUCCAGUACAAAUACCUGGCACUGUACCUGCACUACGUAGGUUACAUCCUGAGCCUGGUCCUCCUGACGCUGCCUCGUCAGCACCUGGUUAAACUCUACCUGUAUGUCCUCACAGCCCUGCUGCUGUUCGCUGGCCACCAAGUCUCAAGGGAUUAUGUCCGCAGUGAACUGGACUCUGGCUAUGAAGGACCUGUCUACCUGGAACCUCUCUCCAUCAACAGAUUCACCACUGCACUCAUUGGUCAGCUGGUGGUGUGUACGCUUUGUUCCUGUGUGAUGCAGACCAAGAGGAUUUGGCUUUUCUCGGCUCACCUGCUCCCUCUGGUGGCCCGACUGUGUCUGGUCCCACUGGAGACCAUUGUUUUCAUCAAUAAGUUCUCCAUGAUCUUCACGGGCCUGGAGGUCAUUUACUUCCUCGCCUCUAACUUGUUGGUACCGUACAACCUGGCCAAGACUGCCUACAAGGAGCUGGCCCAGGUGGUGGAAGUGUACGGGCUGCUUGCUUUGGGUAUGUCUCUCUGGAACCAGCUGGUCCUUCCGGUCCUCUUCAUGUGUUUCUGGCUCCUGCUGUUCGCUUUGCAGAUCUACUCCUACUUCAGCACCAGAGACCAGCCGACCUCAAGGGAGAGGCUCCUUUUCCUCUUCCUCACCAGUAUUGCAGAAUGCUGUAGUACGCCAUACUCUCUUCUGGGUCUCGUUUUCACCGUCUCCUUCGUCGCUCUGGGAGUUCUCACACUCUGCAAGUUCUACCUGCAGGGCUACAGAGCCUUUAUGAAUGACAACACCAUGCACAGGGGGAUGACAGAAGGCAUCACCCUGCUGAUCCUCGCCGUCCAGACUGGCCUCAUCGAGCUCCAAGUCAUUCACCGAGCCUUCCUCCUCUCCAUCAUCCUCUUCAUUGUGGUUGCUUCUAUCCUGCAGUCGAUGUUGGAGAUAGCCGACCCCAUAGUCCUGGCCUUGGGAGCAUCAAGAGACAAGAGUUUGUGGAAACACUUCCGCGCGGUGUCUCUGUGUCUGUUCCUGCUGAUCUUUCCAGCCUACAUGGCCUAUAUGAUCUGUAAGUUCUUCCACAUGGACUUCUGGCUCCUCAUCAUCAUCUCCUCCUCAAUCCUCACAUCACUGCAGGUUCUCGGCACUCUGCUGAUCUACAUUCUCUUCAUGGUGGAGGAGAUUCAAAAGGCUCCAGUGGAGAACAUGGAUGAAGUUAUCUACUGUGUCAACGGGACGUACAGAUUUCUGGAGUUCCUGGUUGCGGUGUGUGUGGUAUGCUACGGCGUGUCAGAGACGGUGUUCGGGGAGUGGAGUGUGAUGGGCAGCACCAUCAUCCUGGUCCACUCGUAUUAUAACGUCUGGCUCAGAGCGCAGCUGGGCUGGCAGAGCUUCCUUCUCCGGAGAGAUGCUGUGAACAAGAUCAAAUGCCUCCCCACGGCCAGCGGCACGCAGCUGGAGCAGUACAACGACAUCUGUGCGAUCUGCUACCAGGACAUGAACAAUGCUGUGAUCACGCCAUGUAGUCAUUUCUUCCACGCUGGCUGUCUGAAGAAAUGGCUUUAUGUCCAGGAGACGUGCCCCCUCUGUCACUCGCAGCUAAAGAGCCAAUCACCAACCACCAUCCCAGAAGCCCCUGCAGCCAAUCAGAGCCCUGCAGGGCAAGAAGCAGCAGAAGCAGAAGCAGAAGCAGUGGAUCAGAAGCCAAAAGAUGACCCACUUCCAGAGGAGGGAGCAGCAGAGCAGGAGGGAGUUAAUGGACCUGCCAUGUCAGCUGGAGAAAUCUCCUCCUCCUCUGGUGUGCCCUCUACUCCCCAGCACCUAGCCAAGACUCCAACCUCAUCAUCAUCUUCCUCUUCGGCUUUUCCACGUGUAAUUGACUCUCGGAAGCAGUCGCUCACAGAUUACCCUUCUUUGUCUUCCACCUCUUCCUCUGCCACAAUGGACAUGCUCCUCCAUCUUCCUCCCUCCUCCUCCUCAUCUUCCUCCUCCUCCUCCUCACAGCCACUGGCACAGGCAGAGAUAACCCCUGCUGAACCUGAGUCCGCCCCUCAACUAAACCGAGGCUUCUUACUCGACAGCAAGGAGUCGCCUCCUGGUCAGUCAUCACACCUUGACCAGCCCACCUCCCCGUCUUCCUCUGAGCAACAGCCUCCUCCUCCUCCUCCUCUUCCUCCUCCUCCUCCUCCAUGCAGCCUCUGAGCCUCAUUGCUACACACAGCAUACGUGCAUGCACAUAUAAACACACACUCUAAUUACUCCAUCUGCUAAUAUUCUGCCUAUAUUCUAUUUAUCCAGCGGUUGGCUAUCCCAUCAUGAACUAUACAAAAAACUCUCCGUUUUGUUUGAGAGCGAAAAAUCCCAAACAAUCUUUCUGCGGAUCAUCAUCACUCGUCGUCACAAGAAACACAGAUGGUUGCCAUUUUUUUUCUGGCAACUGUCUUGGACCAGUUCAUGUAAAUGUGUUGAACUUUCAUGCCAGCAAUGAUUUAAUUUCCCACUCGACACAAAAAGAGGAAAGCAGUAAUCUCAUUGGUCGGUCCACACGUCCGCACAAUGUGAAACCCUGAAUGAAACUGAAGUAUCGCGGUUAGCUUUUGACAUGGAUGUUAGACCUAUGAUGAGCUUUCUAAAAUAUCACGUCCCUCUCAUUUCCCGUGACGCUCCCAUCCCGCCGUAGGUUUGUGCGGCGUCGCUCUCAUUGCUGUACAUCUCCUAGUCUUUGUUUGUUGUCCUUGAGAUUGCGACAGCUGAUGGUCACCAGAUGUCAGAUGUGUUGGUGUUCACAGCUGGACGACGGCGGUCCUGUGUGUCGGUGACUCCACCGAGCAUCAGCAGGGAGCGAAUGUUGUUUCUCGAGGCCGUCACGUGACCUGCAGCCCGGCGCUCGGCCGAGGAGGCGGGGCCCGCUCCGCGUCGCAGUGUGAACAAAUCAAAGGGUUCACAUGGGAGAAGUAAUUCAUUCAAUGUGUCGCGCUUUCUCUCUUAUACUUCAAUAUUUGAUUCAAACUUGUUUGGCUGGUCCCAGCAACAACAACAACAACCAGUUCUACUCCUCAUCACCAAACUUUUGUAAUGACUGUAAAAGAGAUGCUAUUUUUAAGAUCAUUUGUACAUCAUGCUUUAUUGGACAGCGAACGGACUGAAAGUAAGCAGUCAGGUCGGAGGAGGGAGCUCACUUUGCAACGGAGGCCGCAGUUUGUAUUCCAACCUUCGGCGCCGUGACAACCGAGCCGGCGGCUUCGCUUCAUUCAUCCGCUCUCACCUUCCCGAGCUCGGCCGAUUCCCACAUGUAACCGCUCCAUCCCAAGUUUCCCAACGGAGCCAGAGAUCGUUGAGAGGAACCAAUCACCUCGCUCCACCCCGCCCCUUUUUAUAAACCAAUAGCAUCCAAGCACCCUGUGCUUCUCUGAGACCCUCCUCCUCCUCCUCCUCCACCCACUUCCCUCUAUGAAAUGUUACUACCAGCAAAUUGAGUCUCUUGAUGGGAGAGCUUUGAAAGAAUUGUUCACACACGUGCUCGCACACGAUUGAUGUCGACUCCUGUGCUCGUCAAACGGAGCCUGACACAGGUGUGUGUGUGCAUGUCCCUGUGUGUGUGUUUUGAAGAGUUUAUUGAAAGACUAGAACUCGAGAAUGCCGAGUCCUGAUGCACGCGUAUGUCGAGCUUGCACGCUGACACUCUUACCAUAGCAUUAAUUAGUACUUUUUUUUCCUCCAAUGUUUUCUAACCUUGCAACCAAUUUUUUUCCCCCGACAUGUUUCUCUUUUUUGGGGGGGCGAGGGUUGCAUUUGCACUAAUGUCAUUUAUACUAAGCAACGCUCCAAAGCUGUUCUGUGGCUGUGAGCAACCAAAUAUCCACUGAUGUGUUUGUGUAUGAGGAAACAGCUCUGUGUGUGUGUGUGUGUGUGUAAUAUGCUCUUUAUGGCAUCUAUAUUAAACCAGAGGAGUAUUGAUAUAUAUAUAUGAAUCGGAUCAGGGCGGGGCUUCUCCAAAGCGUCCCAGUGGGUGGAGGGUCUGUUUGUUGACACGCCUCCGCCCGAGAGGCGUCUGGAGGAGCCUCCGGUCUGAGACCAGCCCGUGUUGCUGCGUCUCCGUCUGCAUGACGCGUCCUCCAGCUGGCGUGAUCACUCCCUCUGCCGGGAGGAGUGGGAUCAGCGCGGCGCUGACGGACAGGAGGCGGACUAACCCUCUCAAGUGUUACUCACUACCGCUAUUACUAAAGGUCGUAUUACUAUGAAUGACUCAAUUGUGAACAUGUUUGGAAAGCGUUGGCCGCAGGGCAGAGAAUGAAUACAUAAUCAAUGUAGGAUCACACCUGGCCAACGCUGUUUUAACCGCGUUUAUUGUUUGUUUUUUCAAGAUAUGAAAUGUAGAGUUUGAUGUAUUUUGCACAUGUUCCUCUGAAAGGUAAACAUAAGGACUUCUGUAUUCUUGAACGAGUCAUUCUCAUUUUCUUAUCUGCGCCAUUCCUCAGACUUUGAUGUCAAACAAAGCUCUUGAACUGGUUACAAAGAUGUAAGCGACCUCGCGUCCAGCCUCGAGGUUUCCUGACGGAGCGCUCUGUGCUCCGCGAGGGGAUCUGCCAUUGGGAACGAUUAAUCGGUCAAUGUGGCAGAGAAGCCGAUCGGCUGUGGAUUCCAGAUGUUGUCGUCACUGUCCAGGCUUUUACCUGUGACGUAUAUAUUUUUAAUAUUGUCGAGGGUAGUUUAACAUACAAGUUACAUAUUUUCAAACUAAGAAUUUCAAUCUUUAAAUGCAUUAUUUGCAUUCCGAUGUAUCUCUGAGAUUUCAGCUGUGCAGACUGACGUCAUGUUUGACUUCACUGCCGCUUCAAUUGGCUCCAUUUCAGUUGGCACAUAAUAUUUCAUUUUUUUCUCUUGAUUGACUAACUGGUAAAGUACCCCCAUUUUAAAAACAAGCCAAUUCCAUCUAAAUGUACCAAUAUUUCUACUGAAGCAGUUCAUGUAUAUUAAUAACAAAAUGGCCUACAGAGGUGAGUAAGAAUACCGGCAGCCAAUAUGAUGGAAGUCAAUCUCUCAUCUGAAAUCCAGAUGUUUCUUGGACUCAAUUUAUCACAAUACUUUACAUAAUCAUGAAUGCAUAACACUGCAAAUGUAAGCAUGCGUUGACAUGGAAUCGAGGACCUCAUAUUCCUGUUCUGAAUGCAUCUGUUGAGCCUUUUAGACGACAGCAGCACUGCUGUCCAAGAGAUUGUCUGACUAACGUGUAAGUCGGUCGUGUCGAGGCUCAGACUUUUUUCAGUUUGCGUUUCUUCUUUUGCCUGAAACGUUUUUCCAGCUCACUUUAGGACGAGCUCUGUUAGAAUCUGAAUGCCACUUGUUUUCUGUUAAACGCUCCACGGAUGGUUGUUAUUCCCGGCAUUGCCUGGGUUAUUUUACAAAAAUGUAUUGACAGAAAUAAAGUGAACCAUCCACUCUGAAA
Messenger RNA from Pseudoliparis swirei, 5794 nucleotides. Its product is annotated as RING finger protein 145-like. Gene Ontology annotation, cellular component: endomembrane system; endoplasmic reticulum. NCBI's taxonomy places the organism in Eukaryota, Metazoa, Chordata, Actinopteri, Perciformes, Liparidae. The coding region runs from base 217 to 2550 and encodes 777 amino acids. The record is from RefSeq and is a predicted model, not a curated record. The transcript has 12 exons. Gene Ontology annotation, molecular function: ubiquitin protein ligase activity; zinc ion binding.